Molecule: messenger RNA, 2093 nt
Organism: Malus domestica (apple)
Lineage: Eukaryota; Viridiplantae; Streptophyta; Magnoliopsida; Rosales; Rosaceae
Source: RefSeq, a predicted model, not a curated record
ACGAUGGAAGGCACCUUCGUAGGCAAAGGCACAGGCAAACCUGCACCGGCUCGUGCAUCCAAAACUGUACACGUUACCAUUUAUUGUUAAAGAUCAACACCAGCCCAUUAAACCCAGCCCAUAUUGAGGUGCAAGGGAACUAGAUUGUUCUAGUUCAAACAUGCAUGGGAUUGUUCUAGAAGAUUCUAGCAAGCAAUCACCGACACAUGGCAUCGACAAGACGUGAAGUGACAACCAAACAAGAAGUAUCUUAGAAUAGUGUGUGGUGUGACAUAAAGUUGUAAAGUACAUGUAUGACUAAAGUAAAGUGUGAUGAGUUGUAAAGGGAGAUUACCCACCAUUAUUGUAGAAAAGUGACAAAAGAGGAUGAUACGUCGUGUCUCCUAAGUGAGAUUCGGGAGACUUCCUCCGUGGCCUAUAAAUAGGUGUGAUUGUGCUUUGUAUUCCUCAGACUUAGUUGAGCAUUCAUACUUGGUUCACCAAGCAUUGUAAGAUACUUGAUAUCAAUAAAGAGAGCUUGUUUGUAUAACCUUCCUUGUCUAGGUAUCUAUUCUAGCUUGAGUCAUCGUAGAGAGUAGCGAUCCUGUUGUAUAAUGGUCAUACUGGUAGAAAGAAUGUCUAUGGGUAAGGGAGUCUAUGAGCGAACAUAGAAGAGGCUUAAUAAGCUUGUGAUUGAAAAGUUCCUGAUGCUGACGUGAAUGAGGCUUGUGUGGGAAUCCAACAGCUUCUAAGAAGGCAUAUGCUGUAUGUAGUAGAUAUGGAGGCACCAGUAUCUACUAACGCAGUGAUUACAACAGGGCCUUCAUUUGGUGGAGUUAUUAUCAGGCAAAUGCGUGGCCUGAAUGAAACUCCCAGAUUGUAAGUUGCCUGGAUGGGAAAGACUGCUUCUUCAUCAGUCAUCUGACGACCGAUUUAAUGACUCUGAUGAAGAAGAAAGAAAACUUCUGCUUGAAUGUUGUGCUGAUGUUCCAAAUAAGUUAUAGGAACGAGAACAUUAUUUCGCAAAGCUGCCAUACAAGCAAGGAUGGAAAAUGCCUCACCAGACUGCAUCACAUCCAGAAAUGCCUAAUGACGAAGAACUAUGGAAGGAAGAGAUCAACUCCCUGUUGCAAUUAGGGUUGAUCAGACCAUCCAAGUCCCCAUGGGCAAGUUAGGCAUUCUAUUUAUAUAUUGAAAUGUUCCCACCUUCUCUAUGUCAGACUAUAAUAAGUUAUCAUCAGGCUGAGCAUGAGGUGCUCUCAAAAAUAGAGAAGACCAAAAUUCUGCACUUGCAUGGGACGAUAUAAAUCGAUGAAUUUUACCCUUCAAGUUAGUUCUUUGAGCUCAACAUGUUUUGUUCUACCUUGAACAGUAGUAUAUAUAUGAGUGUUAUACCUUGCUGGACUUUGGAAAAAUACAUGUUAUCAAUGAAACUUUUAGGCUGAGUAACGCUAUGCCAGGCUUGUUUCGUAAAGCAGCGAAAGAUAUCCCAGUAAAGGGAAACACAAUACCAGCUGGCUGGAAGAUUUUGCUUGUUACCCAUGCUCUUCAUUUAACUUCCAACACAUUCAAGGAUCACUUGGAGUUCAAUCCAUGGCGUUGGAAGGACCUUGACUCCCUUGUUAUAUCUAAGAACUUCAUGCCGUUUGGUGGCGGAUUAAGGCAAUCUGCAGGGGCUGAGUUCAGCAGAGCGUACUUGUCCACCUUUCUCCAUGUUUUGCUUACCAAAUAUAGGUGGACAACAAUCAUCAAAGGCGCACGCAUUUCUGGAGGGCCUAUGUUGGCAUUCGGGGAUGGCACUCACAUUAAGUUCUCGGAGAAGAAAAACUGAGAUAUUUUCUCUUGGAGUAGUAAUCUAUAUAAGGAACAAUAUUACCAGUGAACCAAAGGUAUGCAAGUGUCUUGGGUUGAGUCGCCGACAAUGUUGCUUUCUUUAAGACGUUUCGCGGCCCUGCCCAAGUUGUGCAUGCAUAUUCAAUGCCUUGCCGUCCCCAGGAUAAAACAGCCCAGGAUUCCCUCUGUCUAGACCCUGGAAGAUCCGAAAACAAUCACCCUCUUUGUUACUUAGAAAACUCAAAUAUUCACAGCAAAUGUUUCUUAGUUUUUUCUGUGUA